Messenger RNA from Mirounga angustirostris (Northern elephant seal), 1464 nucleotides. RefSeq names its product olfactory receptor 52R1. Gene Ontology annotation, cellular component: plasma membrane. Gene Ontology annotation, biological process: G protein-coupled receptor signaling pathway. The transcript has a single exon. NCBI's taxonomy places the organism in Eukaryota, Metazoa, Chordata, Mammalia, Carnivora, Phocidae. Gene Ontology annotation, molecular function: olfactory receptor activity; G protein-coupled receptor activity. The record is from RefSeq and is a predicted model, not a curated record. The coding region runs from base 43 to 987 and encodes 314 amino acids.
GUAAAUUACCUUCACAAUGGAGAACAAAUUAACCACCCAGUGAUGCUGGCCUCAGGGAAUAGCUCUUUGCAUCCUGUGUUCUUCAUCCUACUUGGGAUCCCAGGACUUGAGAAUUACCAAUUUUGGAUUGCCCUUCCUCUCUGUGCCAUGUAUGUUGUGGCUAUAGUUGGCAAUAUCAUUGUCCUUCAUAUAGUCCGAACUGACCACACACUACAUGAGCCCAUGUACCUCUUUCUAGCCAUGCUAGCUAUCACUGACCUGGCCCUCUCCUCUUCCACGCAACCUAAAAUGCUGGCUAUACUCUGGUUUCAUGCUCAUGAGAUUGAAUACCAUGCCUGCCUCAUCCAGGUGUUCUUCAUCCACGCCUUUUCUUCUGUGGAGUCUGGGUUGCUCAUGGCUAUGGCCUUGGACCGUUUUGUGGCUAUCUGCUUCCCACUCCACCACUCUACUAUCCUGACCCCAGCUGUGGUGGGUAAACUGGGGGCAGCCGUGAUGAUGAGAGGAUUGCUGUGGGUGAGUCCCUUCUGCUUCAUGGUCUCCAGGAUGCCCUUCUGCCCCAACCACGUCAUUCCACAGUACUACUGUGAGCACAUGGCUGUGCUAAAGCUGGUGUGUGCAGACACUAGAGUCAAUCGUGCAUAUGGGCUCUUUGUGGCCUUCUCUAUGGCUGGCUUUGAUAUGAUUGUCAUCAGUAUAUCCUAUGCGAUGAUUUUGAGAACUGUUCUGGGAUUGCCCUCUGAGGAAGCCUGGCUCAAGGCUUUUGGCACAUGUGCUUCCCAUAUCUGUGUCAUCUUGACUUUUUACAUCCCAGCCCUCUUUACUUUCCUCACCCACCGCUUUGGACAUCACGUGCCCCAAGUGGUACAUAUCAUGUUCGCUAAUCUCUAUCUACUGAUACCUCCCAUGCUCAACCCCAUCAUCUAUGGAGUUAGGACCAAGCAGAUCAGGGACAGGGUUAUUCGAGGAUGUUGUGGAAAAGAUCCCUGAGCCAAGGGUCACGGCAUCACAACCAACCCCAUCACCCCACUGAUCUGGAAUGCACGCAUCAGAACAAAGUUAUCUGUGAACAAAAGGCCCAGAGGUUAGCAACCCUCCAGAACAAAAGAACAAUUUUGAAAAUGCCCAGAACAAGAACUCUCUGAACGAUGUGAUUGAUCAUAAAUACUGAGUUGACCAAUCUUCAUCAUCACAAGAGAACAGUAAAAAAUAUGUCCAUCUAUCAAAUUAGUGAAGAUUUGAACAGAAUGCCAUCUUCCAACAGACCACUAAGGUGAAAAUGAUCUUCACCCUGCCAGAAGUCUAAGCUGCUACCUGUUAAAAAGGAGAUAAGAACUUUCCACCAAAACAGUUAAAAAGUACAUGUAUUUUUUCCUUCUUGGAAUCUCUUUAUAAAAAUAGAAUUUGAGGGAAAGAAAAGUACAAAGAUAUGUAUAGAUUCAUUAUUUAUAAAACCAAAAACAGGAA